This is a messenger RNA of Ilex paraguariensis (yerba mate), 605 nucleotides long. NCBI's taxonomy places the organism in Eukaryota, Viridiplantae, Streptophyta, Magnoliopsida, Aquifoliales, Aquifoliaceae. The record is from the annotation of a GenBank genome assembly.
AUGUUGGAGCAGGUCAGAGAUGACGAUGGAGAAAAGAAAUGGAAGCGGGUUGAAGUGAACCUUAAAGACCAUCUUAUUUACCCAAAUUUCCCUCAAGGAAUGUCACUAGAAUUUUAUGAUGAGUACUUGGGUGACUACUUAACAAAAAUAGGCAUGGAUCAAUUACCACAAACUAGACCAUUGUGGGAAAUUCACAUAGUUAAGUACCCAACAAGCAGUGCAACAGGGAAUGUAAUAUUCAAACUUCACCAUGCUUUGGGUGAUGGCUAUUCUCUCAUAGGAGCUCUUCUUUCUUGUAUGCAAAGAGCUGACAAUCCUUCUCUUCCCUUGACGUUCCCUUCAUGUCAAUCGAGCUCCAAACCCAGGCAUGAUAGCGUUAGCAUUUUCAGGCGUGUACCGAGAGUUUUAUCUGGGAUGAUCAACACUGUAUUAGAUUUUGGAUGGACCCUCUUGAAGAGUAGCAUUGUAGAAGAUGAUCGGACACCAAUCAGAUCCGGAGAUGAUGGGGUUCAGUUCCGCCCUGUCAAUAUAACUACCAUGACAUUCUCUCUUGAUCAGUUCAAGCAAAUUAAGGCCAACCUUGGUGUGGUAAUUCUAUUUCUCAA